Molecule: messenger RNA, 6414 nt
Organism: Porites lobata
Lineage: Eukaryota; Metazoa; Cnidaria; Anthozoa; Scleractinia; Poritidae
Source: the annotation of a GenBank genome assembly
AGGAACCUCGGGGUUAGCGGCUCGUCAAAGUUACCAGACAACUAUAACUUCCAACUUUCCCCUGCAAAUGGGGUCAAGCCUGUUACCCCCAAACAGCAACGGCUGUGCCGAAAAUACCCCGAGCUCAUUCCGUACAUCGGCGAAGGUGCAAGAGAGUCUAUUACGCAGUGUCAGCUCCAGUUUAAAAAUAGAAAGUGGAACUGCUCUGCUCAUAGUCCGGAAAAUGUCUUUGGAAAAAUUCUGAAAAUAGGUAAGACGAAAUCAUCUGCAUCAGAUAUUUUUAAAUCGAAAUCGGUGCGCGAUAAGUUACGUCAACUUUAGCUUGGUUUUCUAUCUAUGUUUUAAGAACAUUCUCAUAAAAGAGAACACAUCUCCUUAACUCUUCUCUUAAAAAAAAUAUAUUUCUAUGCAUGUGUAUUUAAAACUAAAGCUCAGGGGCGAAGGCCAGAGGGUAAGUUAAAUUUACUUUUGUAUAGAUCUGAUUUUAUCGAAACACUCAAGAAGUGGAGAAGAUUAUAACGAAGUCCAUAGGAAGUAAUAAAACGCAGUAACGUGAUGUUUCAUACACUGGCAAAUUCUUUUCACAGAACGUAAGCUUAAAAAGACGACGAACGUUUGCUCUCGCCCACAGUAAAGUAAACAAGACACAAACCAGGCUUGGGCUAGCCUGUGAAUUUAGAAAGAAACCCACGCGAAAAGAAAUAUUCUUGUAUGACACAGCAUUCUGUUAUCAUUGACAUAUAUGUAGUUAUUUAUGGAUAUGCAACAUUUGCGAAAUUUUCGUCAAGUGAACGCUAAUUCCAACGGUAUUUAGUUAUGGAUGAAAUGGUUCAUUGUUGAACAUACAAAGAAAAGUGAAAGGACAGAAGUUGACGGGAAGGAUUCUUGAGGAAUAGGCUAAAGGCAAACGCGGUCAAACGAACGCCAUUAUUUUUAGGGGUUAUUUUUACCCUGAGAUUGAUCAAGGUAAAAUUACUUACGGAAAUUGUAAUCAAGUAAUAAGGUCAAAAAUGAUUUUCUUAAUAACUUCUUCAUCACCAUUAUUAAUAAAUAAACUUCAAAGGCUCGUCUCACUUCCAAGCAAAGGAGGGAGUGCAACAAAUGCGAUGCGAGAAUAAACGGUCAAAUACUGUAAUGUACUUUUUUCGCUAUUCCUGUGGUACUUCUUCAAUGAAACACCUUACUCUAUUUGCAUGACGACUAAGACGUUUUUCAACAAGUUUAGUUCUAUUGUUUUGUCUCAAACGCCAGAACCACGAAGCCACAAAUUCAAUGAAGUGCUAUCUACUUCAGUUAUUACUGACUUGUAAUUUGAAUUAUUGAAUUUCUUGUUCAUUUGAUUCGUCCAGAAGAGACUUUUUCAUAAAUCUUAGUUCUAUGUUCUGUCCUAAAAGCCUUGCCAACGAAAGUACAGACUUGAUGAACCGCAAUUCACUUCACUUAGUAUUUCGGAUUCUAUGUUUUGGACUAUAAACUGCUCGUUCUAAUUGAUUCUCAGGCGGAUUAAGUUAAAUUGAGUAUAGUUCUAUAUUCCGUUUAUAGACAGCAUUGGUUAAAAAUCCACAAAUUUGAUGACAUAACUCAUAUAACUCACUUCAUUGCAAUUACAGAUUCUAUUUCAGUAGUGGGAUCACUUGUCAUUCUAUUUGAUUCAUAAAACGUAGCUUUCACCAGUUUCAUUGAUUUUACUCAGCAUUUCAGUUGAAAUUGCGUCUCAGCAGCUUUAGCUACAAACUCACACAUCUUAUGAACUCCUAUUAACCACUUCAUCCGAUAUUCCUUCGUACUUCUUUUUUGGCUAAACAACUCCAGUUUUUAUUGAUUCCUUGGAACUAUUCGAUCAGUGUAAUUCUAUAAUUCAUAAUUACAGUGUUGUCUCUCAAAUUUUUCACAAACCACGACUUGAAGAACUCUAAAUAACCCAUGUCAUUUGCGACCCCUCCUUACAUCACAAACCACUCUUUCUCUUUUUUCUGAACGUUCCUGAAAACUAUCUUAUCGCUAGUUGUUACUUCGUUUUGACUCAGGUAACUGUAAAAUGAGGGAAUGUUUUCAAAAUAAUCAUUCGCUCCGCCAAUUAUUGCACUCUUUCGCGGGAGCUCGUGGCGAAGUGAAGCUGCCAGGAUUCACUCCAUCAUUCUGUGAUUUUUCAUUUCGGAUUCUAAGAAAGACUUACGCUUUGUUCACACGAUACCGGAUAGUUUUUCGCGUUGCCGACACGUAAAGCUGUCUAGUAUAGUAUGAACACCUAUCCGAUAUGUGACUCCCCACUUUAGAGAUCCCGUGCGCGCGGCUCAGCUUCGCUCCGUCACAGAAAUCGCUCCGAAAGCACCAUUCUCAUGUGUAAACAGAAGCCCUAUCCGAUUUGAUUUUAGUGCCAGCGCAAAAGCUGUCCAGUAUAGUCAGUCUUCUUAGCAUCAUAUUGACGUUGAUCAUGGAGCCAUCUGUGCUAUGGUGUCAAUGAAUUAAGAAAAUUUACUAAUCAAAGCGAGGUUCCUUAAGUGAUUCUUCUUCUAAUUUCUAAUUAUUAUUUUAGCUGAGUUUCCAUCAGGCUCUGCUGCAGGCCUUACGCACGCCUUACACUUGACUUGGCACCUCAAGCCUGACUCGCUGUGAACGUAUUAAAAACCUUACAAACACCUCAAACCUUAAAUUUAACACUCCCAAACGGGUGGCUAAGGUCAAAAUUCACCAUGAUUUUUUACUUUGUGAAAUGAUAAAAACAAAUAGUACCUUACGAAAAUGCUGUUCAAGAGAAUUCAUUUUAAUGGUAACACGAUAGGAUUUCUUCCACAGACACAAAAGUUAGAGCCACCAUGUGCACCAAAAUAAACAGCACCACAGGAAAGUACUGCUCAGUAGCUGUCGUUUGAAUGGUCACACCAAAGGAUACUCAAAAGUUAGAACUACCUUAAAGUUUCAGAGCAUUUAUAAACAGUACCACAGGAAAGUACUAUACUCACUAGCUUUCAUUUGAAUGAUCACACCAAAACACAGACUCAAAAAUUACAACCACUCUACAAGCCAGAGUCUCCAUCAUUCACCCUUGGAAUGAAAAGGUUAAACACAUCUCAGUCUUAUUUACACGCAUGGUUCUGUUAAAGCUUGCAGGGAGACAGCUUUUGCCUACUCGAUAACAGCAGCAGGAGUGUCGCAUGCUAUAGCGAGAGCUUGUAGCGAAGGAAAACUAUCGUCUUGCGGAUGUGACAAAAGAUACAGAGGAGUCAGCAACGCAGGAUGGCAGUGGGGAGGAUGUAGUGACAACAUUCAUUUCGCGGAUCAGUUUUCUAGGAAAUUUGUCGACGCUGGUGAAAAGGGCCGAGAUUUUCGCACAGUGGUGAAUUUGCACAACAACGAAGCUGGCAGAACGGUGAGUGUGUCUGAAGGUUACAUUUAUACAAGUUACAAGGGCAAAAACUGAAAAGAAUAAAUUAGUUCCGUCUCUCUACUAUCAAAAUACAAAUUUUUCCGUUUCAUUUCGGAUUCGAAAUGUUAGAACCACCGUACAAGACUGACAAGACUUAACAAGUCUUUCUGGGUGUAAAAGAUUUCAUAGCCGAUCAAGAAUUACUUUCCCAUUACUAUGCCACUAUUAUUCUGCAGUGUACAAGGUGGCUAGACAGUUAAACUAUCUCGAGUCCGUGGCGGUAUGGCCAAUGCUUAGCUUACUUUACUCUAGUCAUUGGCGCUGUUUAUUCUGCAAAGAAAAAUUUCGAACUUUUGCAUCUCGUUUAGUAAAAUUUAGUUUACCAUUCAGAUAAACGUGCAGUAUUGCGCGGUUUAUGAGACAAGGAGGGUCUUUCUGCCGUUAGUAUCUUUUUAAGUAAAAUAAUUAGGGAACGGAAAUCGAAGAUUUCCAUCAGUACUGAAACUGAGAUUACACGAGGUAAAGAAACUGACUAGGUCACUCGGAGUAGCCUCGGGCGUAUUUUUUUUUCUUCAGCCAUAAUUAUGAAGAAUUACUUCCGACCGACCAAAAAACCGUCAUAAAAGUAAUCUUAAUGCGUCAAAGCGGCCGUCUGCGCGCAAUUGUAGUGGUAAGAAAAAUUUCAUCAUCAGCUACGUGACUCAGUUUCACAGUUAUUUUACGCGACUUGGACUCAACGAAUAGACGGCAGCACUUAAUAGAAAGAAAUGACGGCUAAUUGUUAGCGUAUAUUUUGCUGAUCAAUAAACUUCAAGUUUGUAAACUGCUCAACCAAGAAGAUAGAACUUGAGCUUAUUGAGUUUUUAUCCAUACCUUCUAACAAAUAAGGUUAUUGCUUAAUACUUCAAUCAUAGGAUUCUCCUUUCGAAACUGACACAAAAAGAUUAUUACACAAUCACGUGUGGCAACCGCUUUUUGAGAGUCUUCUUAAGAAUAUUGCGAAAAAAAAAAUGUGAGUAGAAUAUUAAUCCUACUAUUCCCGUCUGUGGCGGCAUUCUUUUGACAAACUGUUUCAAUUUUAUGAAUAACAACAAUAAAACGUUUUUCCUUGUAAUAGCCGAAACUUGUGGUAAACGGUCACAAGGCGGUUUCCCACGAAGCUACUUAUUCUAACUGUGGCAAAUUUGGGUGUACAGUCAUUGUUAGUAUUAAAAAUAAAACCGGGGCUUUGCUGUUGUGAUUAGUUUCAAUUUCAUGGCUCAUCAAUCUUGACUCUCUGUCUCUGUCUGAGUCAUCUCGUUUAAACUUUCCACUGCCAUAGCCAAUUAUAGAGACGUGACGAAGUUGCAAGUUUAAUUUGGAGACUGCGAAGGCAAAAAUGAAAAUUUCAAGCCAAGGAAACGUAGCACUGCCCGCGAGAAAACAAGAAAAAAGCCUCUUUUGCCCUCAUGUUACACCAUCUUAUCCGCAGGGCAAAAUGAUAAUUUCUAUACCCAAUUAUGAAUAAAUUCUCCCCAUCGCAUUUAUAUAUACGGUCGUUUCGAUACAAGUGGUUUCGAGACAAAUAUUCACCCAAAAUGUUUUUCACAUAUAUAUCGUAUUUCCUCGAAUAAUAGCCGGGCGCGAUUAUUUGUUUUUUCGCACUAAAAGGGGGCGAUUAUUCGAGGGAAGGCGAUUAUUCGAGAGAGACGAUUAUUUCAGGUAUUGUUCACUGGAGGUCGCGCCCUAAAUAUUUUGUUCUAUUUUCCCAUCAAAUCAAAAAAUAAUCACAUCAAAGAAACGGAACAUAGGCUUUUAAGUGUUCCAAAUUUGGUCCCUUGAUUAAUUUCCAUUGUCAAUAUUCUCUGUGUCGUCACUGAUCAGUUUUGCUGGAUCAAACUCCACUUCAGACUCAUCCUCCAGAUUUACCGCUAUGGGUAUCGAUAGCGGGUUACCUAUAGUAGUGGGAGGGCGAUUAUUCGAGGGAGGUGAUUAUUUUGAAUAUUUUCGUCAAAGGCGGGCGAUUAUUCGAGGGAGGGGAUUAAUCGAGGGACGGCUAUUAUUCGAGGAAAUACGGUACUUGAAGUGAUCGAAAUUUUUGUGCAAUAUCACUGCUUGAGUUCGUAUCGAGACGACCGAGCUCCUGUAGCACAAGUCUAAGUUGAGCAGUAGUCUUUCUUGAGAAGACGCCUUGUACCAAUCAAGUGAUGAUGAUUAGCCUCUAUUGUCGGUGUUCAAACGAAAACAUCAAAUUCUAAAAUUUAAAAUCGAAGGCCGCCUUUUAAAGUUUCACAUACCCAUCAGACAACGAAAUGGGGCUCUCCGAUUUGAAAGUAGAGCAAUUUUUAAUUGCCUGAUGUUCACGCCUCGCGACAUAAAAACGGCGCUCGAGAGAGCUGUCGAGCGCACAAAAUGGAGACUUAGACAAUAUUUAAAUACCCUGACACCGCAAAUUCUCAGCUUGGCUACAGACAUCCAUUGGCUUUGAUAGUAGUUUUUGAUAGCCAAACAAUGAAAGUUUCACUGAGUAGUUUGCCUUUACUGACACGAAAUUGCUUUUCUUUUUUUUUUAGUCGGUGAGACAAAACAUGGUACGGGAGUGUAAAUGUCACGGCGUAUCGGAGGCUUGCACUGUACAGACCUGCUGGAAACGCUUACCGAAUUUCAGACGCAUCGGAGACGUGCUCAAAGAGAAAUUCGACAGCGCGUCAAUGGUGGAAUUUGAGCAAAACAACAACCGCAACGGUCAUAGCUCUCGAAAAGGAAAACCUGCAUUCCGUCCAAAAAACAAACUGCACAAGGCACCCACAAUUGCUGACUUGGUCUACUAUGAAGACUCUCCAGACUUUUGUCGUCGCAAUCCCGAGACGGGUUCUCUCGGGACGAAAGGACGCCUGUGUAACAACACGUCCGAGGGGACUGACGGAUGUAAUUUGAUGUGCUGUUACAGAGGGUAUACAACAAGUGAGAGUGAAAUGGAAGAAAUGUGUAACUGUCGCUUUCAUUGGUGUUGUAAGGUAAAAUGUGAAAACUGCCGAUCGAGACAAAUCAUCCAUAGGUGUAAUUAA